AGUCACUUCACUUUCGUGUACCUUUGGUAUCUUUCCCGCGACGACGGAGCUUGUCCGCUAUGUCCGAUGUAAUAGCGGAGCUCGCGGCAGAUACUAGUGUUGAAGGAGAUGCAAAGCCUGCUUCACCGGUUCAAUCGACGAAACAGUUCUCUGUGUAUGAAGCGACUUCGCAAGAGCUUAUAGAACGAUCAAUGGCUCCUAUUAAGAAGGAGUUCCUAUGUCCUCCUCCUCCAAGCCGUUCCGUGAAGCAAAAUGACGCCGCCGAUGUUAGGGCGCCUCAAUCGGGCUUGGUUCAGGAGAAGAAAUCUAAACGACAACUCAAACGUGAACGCCGCGAGCAAUCUACCAUCAAUCUCUGUCCGCAGGUUGCGAGAACAGAAGACGUUAAUUCAUGUCAGUAUAAAGACAAGUGCCGGUUUAAUCAUGAUAUUGAGGCUUUCAAGGCUCAGAAACCAGAUGAUAUAGAGGGGCAAUGCCCAUUUGUGGCCUCUGAAAUGAAGUGUGCAUAUGGUUUAUCAUGUAGAUUCUUAGGCACUCACAGAGAUAUUGCUGGUAAUUCUGAUGAGAAGGGAAAAUCAGAAAUGAACUAUUUUAACAAAGAGACCCAGAGGCUUCUGUGGAAAAAUAAGAUGACUUUUAUCAACGCAGAUGCAAAACUCAAGUCCCUCGGUCUGUUGGGGCAUGCCAAAAAAAGCAAUGCUGCCGAAGAAAAUAGCACAGAAAAAACUCAAAAUGGUGUGAACGGCACUCAACCAACUGAAGUCACGGUUGACUCAGCUGUCAGUUCUGAGCCUACAUCAGAAAUGAUACAAGAUGUUGAUAUUCCUGGACCAUUAGAAAUUGAGGAAGUUCGUCCCAUGAAAAAGGCAAAACCUGAGGACGAAGAGAAUUCUAAACCUGGAGAUGUUGGUGGAGUUAAUGAUGGCGUGAAAGUUGAAGAGGAAGCGAAAAAGAACGGAUUUUCUACUUCAAAAGCUGACGUAGAAGAUGAGGAUAGCAUCAAAAUUGUUGAAACUGAUAGUAGUCUAAAGUUGCACCCUCGUGAAAAGAAAAAGCUAAUUGAUUUUAGGGAUAAGUUGUACCUUGCACCCCUAACAACUGUGGGCAAUCUUCCCUUCCGAAGACUUUGUAAAGUGUUGGGAGCAGAUGUGACUUGUGGUGAGAUGGCUAUGUGCACAAAUCUUUUGCAGGGCCAAGCUUCCGAAUGGGCUCUGCUUAGACGGCAUUCUUCGGAAGAUCUGUUUGGUGUUCAGAUUUGCGGUUCUUAUCCUGACACUGUGUCGCGCACAGUUGAACUUAUAGACCGAGAAUGCACCGUUGAUUUCAUAGACAUCAACAUGGGUUGCCCGAUAGAUAUGGUUGUCAACAAAAGUGCUGGUUCAGCUCUUCUCAACAAACCAUUACGAAUGAAGAACAUCGUGGAAGUCUCUUCUUCCAUUGUUGAAACACCUAUUACUAUCAAGGUACGAACAGCAUUCUUUGAGGGUAAGAACCGGAUAGAUUCAUUAAUUGCAGAUAUCGGAAAUUGGGGAGCCACUGCAGUGACUAUUCAUGGGAGAUCAAGACAGCAACGUUAUAGCAAGUCUGCGGAUUGGGACUAUAUAUACCAGUGUACCAAAAACGCUUCUACUAACCUACAAGUUAUAGGAAAUGGAGAUGUUUACUCUUAUUUAGACUGGAACAAACAUAAGUCUGACUGUCCUGAGUUGUCUAGCUGCAUGAUUGCUCGUGGAGCACUGAUCAAGCCUUGGAUAUUUACUGAAAUUAAAGAGCAACGGCAUUGGGACAUUACCUCCGGAGAAAGACUCAACAUCAUGAAGGACUUCGUACGUUUUGGUCUUCAACAUUGGGGAUCCGACACGAAAGGAGUUGAGACAACUAGGCAUUUCUUGCUGGAGUGGCUAAGCUACACGUUUAGGUACAUACCUGUUGGUUUGCUUGAUGUGAUCCCGCAGCAAAUCAACUGGCGUCCACCUUCAUACUUUGGUCGUGAUGAUCUCGAGACACUCAUGAUGUCUGAAUCUGCGGGUGACUGGGUGCGUAUAUCGGAAAUGUUGCUUGGAAAGGUUCCGGAGGGCUUCACGUUUGCCCCCAAGCACAAAUCCAACGCAUAUGACCGAGCUGAAAACGGCUGAUUCAACCACAUCUUCUGUAAUAUCAAAUCUCGUUCAAAAUAUGUCUGAAACAUCAUUCUGUA
Molecule: messenger RNA, 2197 nt
Organism: Arabidopsis arenosa
Lineage: Eukaryota; Viridiplantae; Streptophyta; Magnoliopsida; Brassicales; Brassicaceae
Source: the annotation of a GenBank genome assembly